CUUAAAUUGAAGUUUGACUUUUGAAGUAUUAUUUAUUUUCAUGUCAAAAUCAAAAAUUGGAAAAUAAAUUGUUAUUUGGUAUAUAGUUGUUAAAUCUUUUAUUUUGAUAAAAUGAUGUCAAGAUUUAACAAUAUCAUUAGUACAACUUGUACUAAAGUUUCGUCUAUUAAUUGUUCAUUGAUAAGUAAGUAUUCUCAAAAGUCACAGUCGGAGACCGAAGAAAAUUUAGAGAAUGCCAAAAAAGCAGAAUCUAAAAGAUUAGCAGAAUUUAGGAAGAAAUUAAGAGAAACAACGCCAAUAAAAGAUUUAGGCGAACAAGCAGAAAUGCAACCACCAAAGGAAAACCCUUUGCCUGCAUGGCCUAAUGAUACAAAUCCUCAUACUGGAGAAGUUGGUGGACCGCGAGGUCCAGAGCCAACCAGAUAUGGUGACUGGGAAAGAAAAGGCAGAGUCUCUGAUUUUUAGAAAAAAAUAUUCAAAAUUAACUUUAUUUUAAACGCUUCGCUUACUUAAAAUUUAUUUAUUUAAUUCAUAGUAUUUAGAU
This is a messenger RNA of Vanessa tameamea, 544 nucleotides long. Its product is annotated as succinate dehydrogenase assembly factor 4, mitochondrial-like. The transcript is spliced from 2 exons. Gene Ontology annotation, cellular component: mitochondrion. The record is from RefSeq and is a predicted model, not a curated record. Bases 112 to 465 code for a protein of 117 amino acids. NCBI's taxonomy places the organism in Eukaryota, Metazoa, Arthropoda, Insecta, Lepidoptera, Nymphalidae. Gene Ontology annotation, biological process: mitochondrial respiratory chain complex II assembly.